Molecule: messenger RNA, 2586 nt
Organism: Penicillium concentricum
Lineage: Eukaryota; Fungi; Ascomycota; Eurotiomycetes; Eurotiales; Aspergillaceae
Exons: 3
Coding region: 1-2586 (861 amino acids)
Biological process (GO): actin cytoskeleton organization
Molecular function (GO): actin binding; small GTPase binding
Source: RefSeq, a predicted model, not a curated record
AUGGCUGCCAGUACCUCUGGUCCCCAUAUCUUUGACGAUGCGAACCGAUCCCCUACCAAACAGUCCAUGUUCCGGGCCAUAAUGUCAUCCAAAACCCAUAAACGAAAUCAAUCGGCCGACGAUGCCGUGGCCCCGCGGCCUCUGCAGAGAAGCAAGCCAAGCGAGAACAUCCCUUUCUCAUUCAGUGAGGAGCCUGGUUCUAUUGCCGGCUACCGCCCGCUCAGUGAGAUUGUUCCCAAUCGUGAUGCGGGCGACCACGGAGGAGCCACGCCGAAGAUGGGCAAGGAAGGCAAAGGUGCCCUACAUAAGAAGACUAAGAGCGCUGUCUCAUUGAAGUCUCUGAGAAAUUAUAUGGAGCGGAGGGAUGGUAAAUCGGAGGAGACGUCUGAGCAAGGUCAGGAUCUGUCGCCCAAAAAGGCCAAAUCCUCCAAUAGUCUCUCGGCCAUCCUCAAAAGGUCCCAACGGGGAAGAAAGGAUGGCUCAAAGCAGAGUCGCGAUAAGGAAAACCGCAGCCCGACUGAUCUGAUUGACAACAUGAAUAUGCCAUCCCCGGUUUGGUCACAGGACUCGGCCUCGGGUCACAAAGAGCCCACUGGUCGAUCGAGGCCGAACUCGACCGCCGACAUGAGUCGAACCGUGGCAGACGAAGUCUCCCUCUAUACACCCAAGGGCUAUGGGCCAAGCCAGCAACGCAACUUCUAUGACUACCACCAACCCUCCCUUGCCAAAUCAAAUGACCCCAAACCUCGCCCCAAGUCGGAGAUUCUGUCAGGAAACCGCAAAGUGAAGGAUCUUCUUGGGUUGCAGCGCGCACCUUCAGGAGAAAGCGACCCUACUGGGCGAUCUGAUAGUGCUUCUUCUAAGAGCAGAGGGCCACCAAGUCCACGAAGAACAUCCCCUCCUACUAUGGCGAAAGAAGAGCCCAAGCGGCUUUCUCGUGUACAGGCUGCUAUCUCGGUAUUCAAUGCAAAGGAGCGAGAUGCUGAAGUGCAUCAGCAUCUGAACUCCAAGGAUCUCGAAAGCGAGUUCGAGAAGCUGCUGGAUGCGAGGAAUAUUCCUCAUAACAUGAGAGACAAGAUGCGCUCACUUGAUACCAACAUCAAGGCCGAUUUUAUCCAGAAAGAUCGGACGGAGAACAUCACUCCUCUCAGCGCGGGGACCGGUGAUAGCCGUCGAGGACGUGGCAAAGAAUCCAAGGAAGACUCCCAGCCUCAUGAUCGCAAAAGUUCUCGGUCACGAUCCAGGAGUCGCGGAUUCACUUUCACUAAGGGUCCCUCGUCGCCUGGCAAAAAGUUGCGGCGGGAUAGUGAAGCAUCAAGCCGUCGUCCAAGGUCUGUGGACCUUUCUCAGCCGGUUGGUGUCUACACCACUCUCUCGGCCAAUGCUUCAACAGCAUCACUUGCUGAUGCGGCCGCUGUCGAUACCGCGGCGGAUCCGUCCGACUUUGUGCAUUACCUGAGAGAGAUCCAAAAACCCGAGAUGGUUGAGGUGGGAAAGAUGCACAAACUGCGUCUUCUCCUACGUAAUGAAACCGUGCAAUGGGUCAAUGACUUUAUCACUGAAGGGGGAAUGGAUGAGAUCGUACAGCUUCUCUACCGCAUUAUGAAGAUGACCUGGCGUGAGGACCAUGAGGAUACCCUUUUACACGAGGCAUUGCUCUGUCUGAAGGCUCUUUGCACUACAUCCGUCGCCCUGGCACACCUCGGUGCCAUCGAGGAUGAGCUUUUCCCUGCUCUGCUGCAUAUGCUCUUUGACGAGGAAAAGAAGGGUCCCAGUGAGUUCACCACUCGAGGGAUCAUUGCAAACCUGCUAUUCACGCAGCUAUCCACUGCUCCUGUUGGUGAACUGGCGACCAAGCGCGCCAAACAGAUCCUUUCUUAUCUGAAGGACCCUGCUCCACCAGUGGACAACCAGCCGCUGUCCUUCAUUGCCAAUAUUUACCAGUCACGACCCUAUAGAGUGUGGUGUAAGGAGAUCACCAAUGUAACCAAGGAGGUUUUCUGGAUUUUCCUUCAUCACCUAAAUGUGAUUCCCCUCCCCAAGUCAGAGGAUCUUUUCGGCGAAAAGACACCAGUAGACACUCGUCCCUAUAGCGAGCGUCACUUCCCACUCCCUCGUCCUCCUGUUCCAGCUGCCCCAUACGUUGGGGGUGUUGAAUGGGAUGCUACCAACUAUCUUGCGGCACACCUCGACCUUGUGAACGGCCUGAUUGCCGUCCUGCCCACCCCUGACGAGCGAAACCAACUUCGUGAUGAACUUCGUGCCUCUGGUUUUGAGAAAGUCAUGGGUGGUAGUCUGCGUACUUGCAAGGAGAAGUUCUAUUCUUCUGUGCAUGAUUGCCUGCGAACCUGGGUUGCAGCCGCAGUCGAUGAUGGCUGGCCUUAUACCUUUGUGCGUGAAGGCCCGCCCCGAGCAGGCGAACCUGGCUCGCCCACCAAAUCCCCUAAGAAGUCCGCACCGGGUAGUCCUAGAAAGGGCCUGGUCGAUGAACGGCCGCCCAGGCUAGAGCUUGCUCUGGACUUCUCGGACAACCGUUCAGCUGCCGGCCCGACUACCCCGUCGAGCGACCUGCGCAGCUGGCUCUAA